AUGCAGGCCCCGAUGGACAAGCAGACGUCGAGGCGUCUCGUCAAGGUGACUAACUACGCGCUGGUGCAAGUGCUCAAGGCCACAGUCAUGCGCUUGCGUAAGGUUGAAAUGGAGCUGGGCGACCUGGAGCUGGCGCUCGAGGACGAGCAAGAGGAGGUAGAGUCUUACAGCGACGACAUCGACGACUGCCACGACCGCAUCGAGGACAUUAACGAGUUCGUGCGGGAGCUCGAGGGCGGUACCGUGCGCACGGUGAGCGACGUGGCAGCAGCGCUCUUGGAGAUGUCCGAGGAGCGCAACGAAGAGCAGAAGCUGUUGAGGGUGCUGGGCGAUGCGCGCGCGAGUCACGAGCAUCAGUUCGAGCAGCUUCACUGUCGAUCGGUCGCGCUCGAGCAAGAGCGUCUGCUGCUGGUCAAAACCCGAUACGAGAUCUGCUCCCUCUUUCGUCGCAAUGGCGUCUUCGACCUCGUGCGGCGGCGAUUGGCUGUGCUCGACCCUAAGCUGCUGUAG
Molecule: messenger RNA, 510 nt
Organism: Hyaloperonospora brassicae
Lineage: Eukaryota; Oomycota; Peronosporomycetes; Peronosporales; Peronosporaceae
Source: the annotation of a GenBank genome assembly